AUGGUACUUUCAGCGACAAAAUCAACCACAAAAAUACAGUCAUUGUCUUCUCUUGCGAUCCCUGUGGACUUCUCGGAUGCUCUGUGGCCUGCGGAUCUCUCGUCUAGUGACUCGCCGCUUUAUUUUCAACCCACGACACUCGCAUCCAAGUUCGCGAUGAACAACGCGUCUCAAACACCUAUACGUGAAACUACGUUUCUCAGCAAGGCAUUUUCGGGCGCCAUGCAUCCAACCCGCAUUAUUCCGUUCUACUAUCGUGCAACAGGCUAUGCCGACGAGUCAGAUGUCACCAUCACCACGCUUGUCACGGCAAACCGUUUCAAAGUUUUUAGGCAGCUUGUUGAACGAUAUCAAGGGCCAAUCUCGGUGACAAUCCAUAUCCCCUUCCCUGCGCAGGCAUCACUAGCUUCUCUGCCCUUAACUCACCCGUCUGUUGUUGCGCUGCAGCGUCUACAUACCCUCUACACAUCCUCGUCACAAUUCUCGACAUAUGUCGACGUCCAUCUCGCUCUUUCUCCUUUCGCAGCGUCCGCACAUCCCGAUAGAGGCCAUGAUGGUGAAGGCGGAGAUGACGGAGAGGGCGAAGGCGAAGGCGAAGGUGGCCGACAGUUCAACGUCUGGCGCAAUGUGGCGCGGCUCUUCGCGCGUACAGAAUUCGUCAUGAUGCUGGAUGUCGAUUUCGCUGUGUGUACGGACUGGCGUGGCGCUGUGCGUGAUGCCAUCCGUCGUACGGAGGCGACGUAUGUCAUGGGCCCCCGCGGUGAUCACGCUGAGGAUAGCAAGCAGAUUGAUCUUGGCAGCGCAGAGCUCGUGCGCAGAUUACGAGAAGGCCAUGCUGCGCUGGUCGUCCCUGCGUUUGAAUAUAUGAAGCAAGAGGACGGUGUGAACCAGAUAAAUUUUCCUACCAAUAAAGAAGAGCUUCUGCAUCUGACACGCGCGUCUCCGCCAGUUCUCACAUUGUUCCACGCGGCUUGGACACCGGGGCAUAACAGCACGGACUAUGCACGCUACUAUUCUAUACCGCCUGGGAGCGGAGAAGUGUACAAGGUGACGCAGUAUCAGAGCGCGUACGAGCCUUAUGUGAUUAUCAGCAAGCGGGUCACUUGGUGUGACGAGCGCUUCACUGGAUAUGGUGCGAACAAGGCAGCGUGCCUGUUUGAGAUGUACCUUGGUGGCGUGUCGUUUUAUGUACUUGCAGAUCAUUUUCUGAUACACCAGAGCCAUACCUAUGAGGAAGAGGCGAGAAGAGAGGAGUUGAUCCCUCUCUCAGCCUUGCGGACGUCGACAUACUAUAUCCCCGCACACGCCCAUAAUCCCAAUACAUCUCUCGCACCACACCCACUCCUUAUCUAUCACGGUGUGUUCCGACAUACUCCUUCCAUUUCAGCCUCCAAAAUCGAAUCGCACCUCACCGAUAUCGGUGUUGUGGUGCCGCACUGGCGUUACACGAUGUAUCGUCAAUCGCACUUCCAUUCGACGACGCACGAGCUGCUUGCCAUCGCGUCUGGUCGCGCUCGCCUUCUCUUUGGUGGAGAAGGUAACCCGGAUGGUAUGAAGCUGGAAGUACAGAAGGGAGAUGUGAUGCUCCUCCCCGCGGGCGUUGCCCAUCGCCUCUUAGAAGAUCUCGGGGGAGAGGGCGGGGCAUUCCAGAUGGUAGGGUGCUAUCCAGUCGGGGCAAAGCAGUGGGACAUGUGUUAUGGAGACGGUCGUUCCGGAGAGAAUGAUAAGGAGAUCAGGCGCAGAAUCAUCAGCUUGCCGUGGUUCGAUCGUGACCCUGUGUAUGGAGACGAAGGUCCAGCUAUUCAUAUCUAG
This is a messenger RNA of Fibroporia radiculosa, 1812 nucleotides long. RefSeq lists its product as uncharacterized. Gene Ontology annotation, molecular function: glucuronosyltransferase activity; xylosyltransferase activity. Bases 1 to 1812 code for a protein of 603 amino acids. The transcript has 5 exons. Gene Ontology annotation, biological process: protein O-linked glycosylation via mannose. The record is from RefSeq and is a predicted model, not a curated record. NCBI's taxonomy places the organism in Eukaryota, Fungi, Basidiomycota, Agaricomycetes, Polyporales, Fibroporiaceae.